Molecule: messenger RNA, 778 nt
Organism: Ochotona princeps (American pika)
Lineage: Eukaryota; Metazoa; Chordata; Mammalia; Lagomorpha; Ochotonidae
Gene: MYL6
Product: myosin light chain 6
Exons: 7
Coding region: 136-591 (151 amino acids)
Cellular component (GO): myosin II complex
Molecular function (GO): calcium ion binding; structural constituent of muscle
Source: RefSeq, a predicted model, not a curated record
CUGCCAGAGCCCAGGCCAGGGCGCCCAUUGGCUGCUCGGCCGGGGUGACGUAAUCGGGGCGUUCUAACACUAGGGUUGGGCCUGGAGCCGGAGCCAUUACUGCAGGAAGGAAACCCGCAGAGCUGAGCGGUCAAGAUGUGCGACUUCACCGAGGACCAGACCGCAGAGUUCAAGGAGGCCUUCCAGUUGUUUGACCGGACAGGGGAUGGCAAGAUCCUGUACAGCCAGUGUGGGGAUGUGAUGCGGGCCCUGGGCCAGAACCCCACCAACGCCGAGGUGCUCAAGGUCCUGGGGAACCCCAAGAGUGACGAGAUGAACGUGAAGGUGCUGGACUUCGAGCACUUCCUGCCCAUGCUGCAGACUGUGGCCAAGAACAAGGACCAGGGAACCUAUGAGGACUAUGUUGAAGGCCUCCGGGUGUUCGACAAGGAAGGGAAUGGCACUGUCAUGGGUGCCGAAAUCCGCCAUGUCCUUGUCACGCUGGGUGAGAAGAUGACAGAGGAAGAAGUAGAGAUGCUGGUGGCUGGGCACGAGGACAGCAAUGGUUGUAUCAACUAUGAAGCGUUUGUGAGGCAUAUCCUGUCGGGGUGACGGGCCGUGGGGCGGAGCUUGUCCGUAUGGUGCUGAAUGGCUGAAGACAUCCCCGGGCCACCAGAGCCCGUGCCUUUCCCCGUGUGAGACUUAUCAGGCUCCCUGCUCACAGCACCUCUCGAGCUCGCCUCCUGGGUAAUGCCUGCUGCCAGCAGGCACUAAAUAAACUUGCUCUUUGUGGCCCCAA